ACCCUCAGGGUAGUGCUACCUACAAUGUUGUUUGCUCAGAAAUCUGAUUUCCUUGCAGCUCCAACACGAGAGUGAUAGCAAUAUCCGUUGCUGCGCUGGGCUUGCUGUUGAUAGGUGGGGCUGUCAUAUUUGCUUUCACAGCUUUAUCCGGUGGCGACACUGGCGAUGCUGGCGGCGCUGACGACUCUGCCGGUGGCAGCGACGGAGGGGUACAGUAUGAUCCUCCCAGUGGUGUGGCCUCCGCGGACAGCCCGUCUUCAACAACUUCGUCUACGACAAGUACCACUACAACAACUACGACAACUACGAGGCGUCCCCUGACCGACGAAGAACUCACUGAACUGGCUGAAACGCGUCCGAUCACAGUCCUCUUCGUCGGUGACCACAGCCACAGUACGAUAUCGAAGGAACAAUUCCUGAUAUAUGCACAAAGCCAGCUUAAUAUGAUCAAUGCAGCCUUUGCAGAAAAUAACAUCAAGCUGAAGAUGAAAGUAUACGACACCUAUGUGCUGAAUGAGGAACAGGAAAGAAACCACCUCGUGGAAAUUCCUGGGAGACAGUUUCAGUCAAUUGACGCAGAGAGAACCUCUGAGAGACUUAAGGGAAGAAUAGUUGAAUACCCUGGGGUCAACGAGUCCGACAUCGUCUACGUAUUCACGAGAAGGCUCCUCAGCACGGAAGGUUCUCAGGAGAAUAUUUUGGUCAGGUACGAAGAUGAAACAGGACCCUGUGGAGGACGUUUGCUGCCCAACAUCUACUACGACCCUCCCUUUUCCUACGUAGCUAUUACACAAUAUAUGUGGUCCAACACCCUGGUCAGGAUAGCGAAGACGAGUGAAUGCAAUGACACGCAUCUUGAUCAGUGCUACCAACAUCUCAUCCCUGCAUAUAAGGACGACUUGAAUAGAAGCCUAUGCUACACAACGACAGACACGCAAAAUGCGCCUACAUUUUCAGGAGUAGUAGGAUUCAACGUAGAUAAUUUCUGUAAGGCGAGCGCUACUUUAAAUGGACUAACAGCGGGCAAAGGCUCUACAGUGAGCGAAUCGUGUACCACGCCGUGUGGGGUUUCGAGACACUGGUAUGGCACCAAGUUCCUUGGUCCAUGCAAGGCUCCGCAGACUACAAUCUGUAGCAUUCAUUGCACAAAAGACCCCAUUGUCCAUCGUGCAAGGAACCUAGCAAGCACACAGUUUAUCGGUUACUUUUCUGCUGGGUACCCUGCCAUGUUGGGAUACCAGAAAAUGAAAAGGCCGAUCGAGCAGCUGCUGCUGCCCUAA
Molecule: messenger RNA, 1280 nt
Organism: Ornithodoros turicata
Lineage: Eukaryota; Metazoa; Arthropoda; Arachnida; Ixodida; Argasidae
Exons: 11
Coding region: 444-1280 (278 amino acids)
Source: RefSeq, a predicted model, not a curated record